AUGGACUUGGACCAUCCGUUUUUUCUCUCUGCCACAUGGCAUGUGCCAGUCAAUGGAAAGUUGCAUAAGAUUGGUUUCGAGCAUGUGGUAAUGGUGGGAGUCGGGAUUAUUCGAGUUGAUGAUAAGAUAGUCCUCCAUGAAUCCAGUUAUCCCGGAAAGCCAGCCAGAGACACAUUCAAGGUUUCUGGAGUCAACUGCAUUAUAAAAGUGCAAGAAAUCUCGGAACAUAUAUUUCAAGCCAACUUGGAGGUGGAUGGGCGGAGCUUCAAGGAUUAUCAGGAGCAAUUUAAUCAGAAAUUUAUUACGUGGAAGCCAAUUACUGUAGCUGGAAAAGAUGUCAGCGUUGUUUUGGACAAGGAGACACUCGAAGUUUGGAGAGAUGGAAAUGCUAUUGACACAACGAGAGACUUCACUGAAUCAGGUAUCGCCACAUUCUUCCAACUUGACAGCACUCCCUGCAAGAUUUUGAGUGAUGGUACUUCUGGAAAACGAACAAUGACACACAUCCUCUAUGCAAAUGAUGUGGAGGUUCCAAUAGUUGUGGAGGUGGAUGAGAGACCGAUCAAAUUGGAUUUGACGGGGACGCUGAAAUCGAAAAAGAAGAAUUAUAAGUGA
Messenger RNA from Caenorhabditis remanei, 615 nucleotides. RefSeq lists its product as uncharacterized. The record is from RefSeq and is a predicted model, not a curated record. Bases 1 to 615 code for a protein of 204 amino acids. Gene Ontology annotation, biological process: canonical NF-kappaB signal transduction; negative regulation of extrinsic apoptotic signaling pathway via death domain receptors; positive regulation of neurogenesis. The transcript is spliced from 6 exons. NCBI's taxonomy places the organism in Eukaryota, Metazoa, Nematoda, Chromadorea, Rhabditida, Rhabditidae.